UUGUCGUGCCUCCUCUUCGACCUUGCAAUCGAGCCGCUGUCCGCGAUGAUAAGAAACUCGCCGCUGAAGGGCAUGAACAUACCCACCAGUGGAAGCGCACUUAAAGCGACGCUGUUCGCGGAUGACACAACGGUAUACUUGUCAGAGGAGGACGACUUCCAAGUCUUGCAGAGCGUCCUUGACACGUGGUGCUCGGCAGCCAAGGCGCGUUUCAAUAUCGGGAAGACAGAGAUAAUCCCGUUGGGCUCGAGGGAGUUCCGA
Messenger RNA from Trametes versicolor FP-101664 SS1, 261 nucleotides. RefSeq lists its product as uncharacterized. The record is from RefSeq and is a predicted model, not a curated record. The annotation marks the transcript as partial. The transcript has a single exon. NCBI's taxonomy places the organism in Eukaryota, Fungi, Basidiomycota, Agaricomycetes, Polyporales, Polyporaceae.